UGGCAGUUCACAGACAGCGUGAACAACACAACAAACAAACCUGAAAUAAACUAAAUAUAAGUGAACCAGCUCUUCAGCACAUCGUAUUUUAGGUCAGAAUGAGUGUGGGAUUUAUCGGAGCUGGUCAGCUGGCGCAUGCGCUGGUCAAGGGCUUCACAGCCGCAGGUGUGAUCGCCACACACAGGAUAACAGCGAGUUCUCCAGACACUGACCUGCCGACGGUCAUUGGCCUGAGAAAAAUGGGAGCGUUCUUCACCACCAGUAAUAAAGAGACCGUGAGCAAGAGUGACGUCCUUUUCCUGGCGGUCAAGCCUCAUAUCAUUCCCUUUGUCCUGGACGAGAUCGGCCCAGACAUUGAAGACCGCCACCUCAUCGUCUCCUGUGCUGCAGGAGUGACCAUCAGCUCCAUCGAGAAGAAACUGCUGCAGUACCGUUCAGCACCUAAAGUCAUUCGCUGCAUGACAAACACCCCGGUGGUGGUCCGCGAGGGGGCCACGGUUUACGCCACAGGCACCCAUGCGGAGGUGGAGGACGGGAAGCUCCUGGAGCAGCUAAUGGCCAGUGUGGGCUACUGCACCGAGGUGGAAGAGGACCUGAUUGAUGCCGUCACUGGCCUCAGUGGCAGUGGACCAGCCUAUGCAUUCACAGCGGUUGAUGCUCUUGCUGAUGGAGGGGUGAAGAUGGGAUUGCCCAGAAGACUGGCUGUACGACUGGGAGCUCAGGCCCUGCUUGGAGCGGCAAAAAUGCUCCUUGAGUCAGAGCAACACCCUGGACAGUUAAAGGACAACGUGGCUUCGCCUGGAGGUGCUACAAUCCACGCUUUGCAUGUGAUGGAAAGUGGCGGUUUCCGCAGCCUCCUGAUCAAUGCUGUGGAGGCUUCGUGCAUUAGAACCAGGGAGCUUCAGUAUUUGGCAGAUCAAGAGAAGAUCUCUCCCGCUGCCAUCAAGAAGACGACUCUGGACAAAGUGCUCCAGCAGCCGGGGGUGACAGCAGCAGGGGUCGGGGUCCGGACAGGAAUCAACCUCUUUAACAGUACAAACCCCAAACACAAGAAAAGCUGAACCCAAUUAGCAGAACAACCAACUGACACAUAGACAAAACCACUCCAAAGAUUUGCAGAUCAGAUGAUAGAACCAAAAAUACUUGAAAUAGUCUUCAUGAACUGGUUAGUGGGAUUCACAGUUGAAACCAGAAGUUUAAAUACACAAAACAUAACCAUUAAAAAAAAAAAGUCUGAUGGUUAAUCAUACUAAAUGUUUACUAUUUUAGGUCCAUUAGGAUUACCUACAGUAAAUGAUUUACAUUUGCUAAAUGCCAGAAUUUUUUUUGAGAAUUUUUAUUAAUUUCUAGACGGUCAAAAGUUGACACACAUUUCCACAUUUUUUUUAGCUUUGCUUUUAAACUGUAUAACUUUGGUCAAAUGUUUUGGGAAUCCUUCCACAAGCUUUUCACAAUAGUUUGAAGGAAUUUUGGCCCAUUACUCUUGACAGAAUUAGUGUAACUGAGUCAGAUUUGUAGGCUGUACUGCUUGCACAAGCUUUUUCAACUCUGCCCACAAAUUUUCUAUAGGAUUGAGAUCAGGGCUUUGUGAUGGCCACUCCAAAACAUUCACUCUGUUGUCCUUAAAGCACAUUUGAACUAAUUUGGCAGUAUGCUUAGGUUCAUGGUCUGUUUGGAAGACCCAUUUGUGGCCGAGUUUUAAUUUCUUGGCUGAUGUCUUGAGAUGUGGCUUCAGUAUUUCUACAUAAUGUUCUUUCCUCAUGAUGCCAUCUAUGUUGUGAAGUGGACCAGUCCCUCCUACAGCAAAACAGCCCCACAACAUGAUGCUGCCGCCCCCAUACUUCACAGUUGGGAUGGUGUUCCUAGGCUUGUAAGCUUUACCCAUUGUUCUCCAAAUGUAACACUGGUUAUUAAGGCCAAACAGUUCAAUCAGAAUAACAGGACAUGUCUCCAAAAUUUAGUCUUUUCCCAGUGUAAUUUAGCAAAUUGUAAUCUGCCUUUUUUGUUGAUUCUGGCUUGUUGAUUUUCCCAUGUUGUCACACAAGGAAGCAGUGUGCUUGCGGUUUUCCUUAAAUCCUAUUCUACAGUUGUGCCUCCAAUUAACUCAGAGGUUGUCAAUUAGCCAAUCAGAAACUUCCAAACCCUUGACACCAUCAUCUGAGCUUUUUCAGAGGCAGAAUAAUCUUAUUGAAUGUAAACUUGACUUUCAAGAAAAGUUAUAACAAUUUCUCAAAAUAUCUCUCUCAUUAUUCUGCUAUUAAGCAUAACAGAAACACAUUUGGUAAUCCUAACCUAGCUAAAAAAAGUUUAGUCACAUUAAUAUCUGACUUUUAAAAAAAUGAUUAUGUGCCUUUUUAUACAAUGCAUGUAAAUUUCCUCUGGUUUCAACUGUAUAUAUUUUAUUCUGUGCUCAGAUACAAUUUUAUAUUGCGCUUUUAGCUAACGCUAGUUUGGACCAACUUUAAGCAAUAAUUUCUGUUGAUAUACACUGUAACCGCUGUAACUGUAUUUAAUAAAUCAUGUCUAAUCUAGAAA
This is a messenger RNA of Danio rerio (zebrafish), 2535 nucleotides long. RefSeq names its product pyrroline-5-carboxylate reductase 1a (gene pycr1a). Lineage: Eukaryota; Metazoa; Chordata; Actinopteri; Cypriniformes; Danionidae. Gene Ontology annotation, molecular function: pyrroline-5-carboxylate reductase activity; extracellular ligand-gated monoatomic ion channel activity; transmembrane signaling receptor activity. Gene Ontology annotation, biological process: L-proline biosynthetic process; serotonin receptor signaling pathway; monoatomic ion transmembrane transport. The record is from RefSeq and is marked validated. Gene Ontology annotation, cellular component: postsynaptic membrane; mitochondrion; membrane.